Molecule: messenger RNA, 8208 nt
Organism: Rhopilema esculentum
Lineage: Eukaryota; Metazoa; Cnidaria; Scyphozoa; Rhizostomeae; Rhizostomatidae
Source: RefSeq, a predicted model, not a curated record
UCAAAUACAUACAUAUCAAGACCCAUCCUUUUCAAUUACAGCUUCACAAAAGGAAAGUGAGCCAGAUACUAGAUUGCGUGCGGUACAAUAUGAUGCUAUAAUGACGAUCAAUGUUCAGCAUCGCACAGUUUCCAGUACACACCUAAACUUGUAGCCACGGCAACAAGACAUUCGAACGAUUGACCUCGGAUUCAUGUGUUUGUCUCGAUUUGGCGAGAAGCAUUAAACUUCGGAUGUAACUUGGAUGUAACUUCGGAUGCUAAUUAAUUGUGCCUAUAUUGCAAACGCGUGCUUCAGAGUAAUAAUGUCUGGCAACAUUCAUUUGUGUGGAAUUAGUGGGAAGCGAGGCUUUGAGUCGUAAAGAAGUACUUUGCGUUUUAAUUUAUCUUUUGGACAAUGUACUCUCCAUUUUGCUGUGUUUAAUAAAACCAUGAAUCACUGGGCUUCAAUAUAUGUGCUCAUUAAGUCGUUAUAAAUGUACGUGUAACGACAUUCACACCAUAUGGUAUCAUUAAAAUCUCUGCACCAAUUACUUUUACCAUGCAAUUUAACAAGCUUUGUUUAUGUUAUUUGGCAAUAAGCUCUCUACCGCAAAGCAGAAGUAACACACGGCAGCCUCCUAAAAUGGUGUUCGCCCAGACUCUUACGCGUUUGCUCAAGUCCUGCUUGCGUCAUCGCAACAAGGCGGGGGUUUCCUUUACGUGUAACUGGAAUAUUUAUUGGAACUCCAAAAGUCUUCCGCUUCCUCUUUGAAUGAGAAUCAAAUGCAUUAUAUUUCCUUGCAAGGCUGCUGACUGCGUCUUUUUUGUGAUAAAUAGCGUGAUCUCUGGCGCCCGGCGACUAAAGCAAUCGUGGCGCCCGUUUUCAAGUAAGCUUAAACAAAAAUUUGCCAUGUCUAUCAAAACACUCUGUACUUCAGCCUUACCGACUUGUUAGGCUGAAAACAUAGAUGGAACCCCUUUGUCCUAGCCCCCUGUUACCCUCAUAUCUUGCGUUCUGAUGCAAACGCCGUUAAACAUCACAAAGUUGCUUUUUCUAAGGCGAUUCAUGAAUUUUUCCGAAACAAAGUUCCCGGUAUUGGCAAGGUUUUUGGCGGCUCGUUUCUCCUCUGGGUACAGUGUUGUGAUGCGGAAUACGUCAGCAGAAAUAACAGGACAGGCAUUUGCAUAAAUUAUGCACAUUUUCACUUAAGUUCUGCAAAAAUUUGCUAAGAAAUUUCAGUGAUCUAUAUCAGAGAAGGUUGAUAAACUUCAUGAAAAAAGACUACAUAAACUUCACAAACUUAAUGUUGUAAGAAGUUUCUAUUUGAAUUUCAUUUGCUUUCUGAUAUUUAAAAUAUGUAGUAUAGAGUAGCAGCUCAGGAAACCGCCUACAGAUCGCAACGUUCAAAUAAAUUUGCAAAGAACAGAACACAAAGAAGAUUGGAUUGGCAAUUACAAUAUUAUGCGAACUUUGCGAAACAAAUUACGUGAUUACGACCCAGGCGUAUUUAAACGAACGCAAUUAAGUCACAUAUAUCGGUGCUUAUAUUUUUGAGAGUUGGUAGAGUCACGUUCUCAAGAGGCAGAAAGCGUAUGAAACAUAACAACCACUCGACAACAUCUCUCAGCUACAAAGUGUUUUUUAUUGUGCUUCGAUCAAUCAAGAGGCCCGUCCUAGCAAUGAGCAAAGUAUACGACGUACUGCAUUAUGGCUAACGAAAACAUGUUUGUUUUGAAUGGAAGACUAAACGCUGGAUUUGAUGAUGCAGAGAGCUUUAGCACGGCUACGUCAAACAGUAACAGUAUAGAGAAAGAAACCCAAUUAUGCAGUGAAUUUUUCCAAGAAACCUUGCCCUUGCCACCUAAGAAAUUGAAUAACGGAAUAGGACACGAGGCCACAAAAUUUAUGCCACCUAACGUAGAAGAGCAAUUAUUCACCGUUGAACAGGAGCAACGCAAUCACGACGACCAGAAAUACAAGCGUAAAAAGACCCUUUGCUUGUCAGCUUUGAAAUGUGUCCUAUCUCUUCUGAUUUCUGUAAGCCUGUUUGUGUGUGUUGUCGCCAGCAAGAUCUCACUCGUCCACAUAGGACAGAAGUUGAAUUACACGGCAAUGUACCGCAACGCUUCGCGUACUGUGUCAAGUGGAAAGAAGAGCUUUGUUCGGGAAACAAGUUUUGUUAUGUUGGUAUUGCUUCUAGUUUUUCCUUCUGUUUAUACAUUGAUUCGGGCAAUUUGCAAUAGUGGAAUGAAAAGAAGCCACCCUUGGCCGACAAAAAGAGCUGUCAUUUGGGGGCUGAUUGGCUCGUUCAUUGAAGUUGCAGGACUCAGUCUGUACGUGGUAGGAACAUUAAGUGUCAUAUCUGAGGCGGAUGUCGUUAUAGUACUUAUGAAUGCUCUCUUCAUCGUCCCCGUCUUCUGGCAAAUGGCAAAAGCCUGUCUUGAAGGGUUUGCCAAUUCUGAGGACCCGAUAUCACAACGGCUGUUGAAGAAAGCACGUAAAAAGAAUAUUACAAACAUGUUCUUAUCUUUCUUUGCGAUAAUAUUGCAACUUGGUGGCCUGGUUGGAAUAGUUUUCAUGACAUCCAAUAGCGAGAUUCUAGACAUCAAAUUUAUUCUUGUACCAACAUCAAUACUUCUGAUAUCUUUUGGUUGGUGUCCAAAAGUGAAAAAGUUACAAAUUGACCAUGAUCUGGCACUGCAUGUGGAUGAAGAGAAGUACCCUGAAGACGCCAUUAACGGAAAUGGAACACUAGAAACGAGUCUCUCCGAACAUUCAAUGCCAUCGACUGCCGGAUCAUCCGAAAACAUCGCUGGCACGCGGAAACGAAAGAAAGUUUGGAAAAACGACACUCAAAAAGUAAUUGUAGAGUCAAACACUGCUCGGGGAAAAUCCACAAUAAUAAUUUCACUGUUCAAGAUAUUACUAGUUCCUUUGUGCUGUGCAGCGGUAGCUCAUUUUAUGAAGGUUGCAAACCUAAGGCAUAUCGACUCCGGAAUAUACGCAUUUUUUGAAGACAAGACGCUCACAUGGAUGUUCUUUGUGCAGCUUCUAACAGGCUUGAUCGGGUAUCAUCUUGCUUGGCUGGCUUGCACUAUGACCAUGCAAAGGCUGUGCUUUGCCCUGCCACUCACUCUUGCGACCCCAACAGCAGUUAUUCUCAUUGUCACUAACAGAUGCGACAACAACUACAUAUCCUUUCUGAAGUGCUCCGAGAAUAGUCCAAUAUGGCUGUACAUUGCAUUGAUAAGCGUGGCCCUUUGGCUAGGCCAGUUCUUUGCUACAACUUACUAUGCUUGGAAAAACCAAGACUUCAUUAUGGCAAAUGAGGCAGUGUUAUUUUGGAUGCCUUCGUACGAAGGUGUCAUGCUUGAACAAAAUCUGCUCCUUAAUAGAAAAAAUGAAGCAACAAAUGAAUACUACGUCAACUAUCGUAGUUUGGUAAAGGACAGUCGAAUUUACAUUUGCACCACAAUGUACCACGAAGAAGCGUACGAAAUGGAACAGCUAUUGAACUCCCUCGGAGGUAUAGACUGCGCUCGUAAGGAGGCUGGUCGCAGAUUCGAGGCUCAUAUCUUCUUUGACGACGGUGUGCGAGACAAAACUUUAAAGAGAUACGCAUUACAGCUAGUGUCCCUGUUGGAAAAAACCCUGGAUAUCAAGCCAUCAUUUGCCAACAAGAUAGAGACGCCGUACGGAAUGGAACUGAAAUGGAAGCUGCCCGGUGGAAUGGACUUCCAUAUUCACCUAAAGGACAAUUACAAGGUAAAGAACAAGAAGAGGUGGAGUCAAGUAAUGUACAUGUCGUAUGUGCUGGAUUAUCGAGAGCGUGAAAACUGCGACCAUGCUUACAUCCUGACGACAGACGCCGAUGUGAAAUUCAGGCCUGAUGACGUCAUGGCAUUGAUGGAUCUGAUGAGUCGUGACCCCUCUGUAGGAGCAGUGUGUGGUAGAACACAUCCCAUGGGUUCAGGGCCUAUUGUUUGGUACCAGAUUUUUGAUUACGCGAUUGGCCAUUGGCUCUUGAAAGUGGCAGAACACGUGCUUGGAUCAGUACUGUGUUCUCCUGGCUGCUUUAGCAUCUACCGUGCACGUGCGGUAAAGGAUGUGCUGCCAACGUAUGCAAGCCACGUUGAAUGUGCACUUGACUUUCUCACAAAGGAUAUGGGCGAAGACCGCUGGUUAUGUACGCUGAUGAUAGAACACGGGUGGAAGCUGGAGUACUGCGCAGCGGCUGAGAACAGCACAUACUGUCCGGAUACAUUUGAUGAGUUUUUCAAGCAAAGGAGACGAUGGACUCCCUCCACUCUUGCGAACCAAAUUGUUUUGAUCCAGAAAGCUGGAACAAUUCGCAAAAGCAAUGAUGUUAUAACUUUGGCGUACAUUUUCUACCAGUUGCUGUUAAUGAUUUCGACAAUUGUGGGGCCAGCAAAUGUCAUCCUGGUUAUAUCAUCAGGCUUAAAUUACGCUUUUCCAACGACAGUGAAUUUGAUAGCGAUGUUUGCAUUUGUUGUAACCACUGUAGCAGCCUUCAUCGUGGUCUGCAUUUACACAUCCCAAGAUUUUCAGCUCAAGGUAGCCAAGCUGCUCACACUAGCAUUUGCAAUCAUCAUGACAAUCACUACAGUUGGGCUGAUGGCACAGGUCGCAGAUGACAUCGCCAAGCAGUUUCGCAAUACCGGUAGUUUUCACUUGUCUCCUUCCACCAUUUACCUCCUAUUCAUGUGCUGCCUGUUCUCAGCAACUGCUCUCCUCCAUGGUGUCGAAGGCUCGAAUCUCAUACACGGCCUAUGGUAUCUGCUUUGCCUGCCAUCAGGCUACCUGUUUCUUACAAUCUACUCCAUUGCAAAUUUGACGGACAGAUCCUGGGGGACAAGAGAAGCUAAAUCUGCUAGCUCAGCUGCAAGUGCCGACCCCUGGUAUCAUAUUGUAUGGCGACACAUGAAAGAUUUGUGCAGUUAUUGCUGUCGCAACCGACUUUAUCAAGACUCCGAUCAAUCAAGGAUUGUUCUGACAGCAAGCGACCUCAUGUCUGAAGCAGGCGAAUCCAUAUCUGAUGAAAGCACCCGUGAGGUUUCCUCAGCCGACCAGAACUUAUCAGAAUGCGAAGAUCAAUUUCAGAAGGAAGACGAAAAGCCCCCUCGACCCCCAAAGCCACCAAGAAUUCCUUCGAGGACGCCGAGAGGACAACGUGACAGGCUGCUAUCUUUGAAAGGAAGUCCCCAGAGAGUGACCUUUGCCCCUGGGAUCAGAUUCAAGUCAUUAAAAAGGAGGGGCCUGCACAGUUCCAUGAAUGGAGAAGAAGAUGGCGAGGUUUCUGUGUCAACCAUUCCAAUCGACGAAUUUCUUCACCGACAGUAUAAGGAGUAUCUGGAGAAUUUUACGGACCAUGGAUAUGACGAUAGCACGUUCCUCGUUGGCAUGAAAGAACAAGAUCUUCUUGAUAUUGGUAUAAUCAACAGAGGUCAUCGUAAAAAAUUGCUUCAUGAAAUUGAAAAGCUUCCACCAGAAGAAAUGGACCAGGAGGUUCCGGACAAUGUGCGAGAUUGGCUGAUGAAGCUAGGCCUAGAAGACUACUGGGAUCAGUUUAGCGAGAACUCCUAUACCGAGCCGAAUUCACUGGCUGAUCUCAAAUUCAUGGAUCGCCCGACUAUAAUGCAAACAUUCAGGAUCACAAAAGAAGGCCAUCUUAACAAGCUGUCGAAAGCAAUAAGUUAUUUGGCUUAUCCUAAUGCUGCCCAAAGGAAGGUUCGAAAAGCCCGUAUUGAGCUUGACAAAGCAUCUAUGGUCACCCAGGACGCGAAAGAGAACAGGUUUUGGGAAAAAUUGCGGACAAUAUGUCUCUUGCCUGAACAAGCUGCGUUCAGCCAAAGUGAUGAACUGAAGGACAAAUUGACAGAGCUGCGAAAUACGGGGUUGAUGAUGCUCGUUGUAAUCAACAUUCUAUGGCUGACUAUCAUGCUUACAAUCAUCGCACAAGGCGCAAAGCUUCAUGUUCUCAACACGAAUUUCCUUGGUUUGAUGUUUUUGUCACUGUACACAAUCGUUCUGCUGGUCCAGUUUUUCGCUCUAUUGUGGCAUCGCAUCGGUACCUGGAUUCAUUUGAUGUCCCGCACACCGUUUAAGCCCGGUUCAAACAUCAACAUGAGCUGGUCUUUCCAUGACGAAGAUCUUCCUCCGGAACCAAGCGAUGAAAAUUUGUUAAUUGCGCAUCAGAGAAUAAACAGUCGUAUAGAAAAACAACCGCGUAAAAGAGUCAACUCAACUCCGGACACAACAAGAAGAUUCCGGACAAUUUUUCCUCCGGAUGAAAUCUAACUGUUUAAUUUCAUUCUUUAUUAUCUUUGAUUUUCUUUUAUUCUCUGAAUAACAAAAUAUUGAAAUUGAUAUGGAUUAUUAAGCUGCGUUGUUUUGGGAAAGGAUUAUUUGAAAAUAUAGAAUGUUUUUUAUAGAUUUGGCCACAUUUUAUGGCCACAAAAAAGUGGGAUCGCAUUACGCCCAGUGUGUCCCUUUGAUAUAUCUCAGCACAUCAUUUCUAUAGAGAUAUGGACAUCAGAACAUCAAAUUUUGAAUGAGAGCAGAUUUAUUGUCAACAUUUAUGAUUGAAAAAUAUGCUCGAUGUAUAUUUAAAUUUAAAGCAUUUGAAGAUUUGGGUUUGAACCAUGAUGCAUUCGAAUUUUAUUAUUUUACUCUGUGUUCCGUUUAAUUUGUUGUCUUCUGAAUUCUUCAAAAACCAGCAGACAUUGCGGUGAGGUUUUCCGCAAGAGCAAGCUUUCGCAACGAUCUGGGCACUAAUCUCUACCCAAAGCUCCUUGAGGAAUUAUUUAAAGAUUUGUUGGAAAUUUCCCCGAAGCAUCAUUUGGCUACUCGUUCUAUUUUAACCGUACAUCCUUUAUGACGUAACACAAAUAGAGAAGAUAAUAAAUUGAUAAAAGUCUAAUCGCCCGCCUUUAGACUGGCAGCUAUUGUCUCCUUUUGCUACCUUUGAGAGUCCUAUGCAAGAAGAAGCCAAGCUUUAAGUCGAAUGCCUCGUUCUUGUGAAUCAGUAAUUUGGGGGGGGGGUGGAGGCUUUACCCUUUAAAGCUUCAUAUUUUUAGGAAAAGCUUGGAAAACACGCAAGUUUGUCGGAAUUUUUUAAGCAAAUUUGUCGUUAGACCCCUACAACUCGCCACUAGUAAGUGAUGAAAAUUUCGUAAAAAAAGUUUUAUUUUUCUGUCUGUGGAACGAAAACAGACAUUUUUUAUAAGAAAUCAAUUUAUGGGCAACCAAGUAGAAUCAAGUUGAAAAAAUACCGCUUUGAAACCAAUUGAACCUUGUUUAUUGUGUUAUUUGGUAACUAUUGUUAUGGUAAAUUAAUAUCUAAGCAAUUAUUUGAUAAGGAAGGAUAUUUAUUGCUAAGAUGGUAAAGCAUGACAAGACAGUCUCUUCUCUUAUGUCUCGACAUGUCAAAGGAAUCAUCUCAAAAAUUCGAGGGGCACCACGGAUGGACAAACAAAGAGUUUCUAUUGAUGGACAAACAAAGAUUUCUUUGUAGUCUUUUGCGUUGCAUUCUACUGUUAAUUGUAGUUCUGCUUUGUUCAUAGAAAAUGGAUUCUUGCUGGAAUGAAAAACUAGAAAAUAAACCUUAAGGCUAGAAUUUAAUAAAAAAUAAUGACGUAUUGUGUUAAGAUACCCCGAAAAAACUUUCAAUGCCAAAGAUCGCUAAGACACUUUUAGUACAAUGCUAGGAUACGAGUUGCUUAUAAACAGCUCGUGUAUAAAAACAUUCCACCAAGGGCAUCGCGGUAGGGGGGAAGAAUCGUUGGGGAACAUGUGCUCUCUGAAAUCUUGAUAUAAGAGCAAUUUUAUGUUUCUAGAUAAAUUAAGAAUCAUGCCUGUUCAUUUUUCAAAAGUUUUAUAGAAAAGUAGAAGAAUUAUGGAUUUCAGUUCGGCUUUUUCCAUUGCACUAAAAUGUUGUCGAAUAAUCAAACAAUGCUUAUAUAGAUAUUGAUUUUUCAAAAUCUUGAAAAUUCUUGCCAAAAUGGACACAUCUUUUGUGGGAAUUGUAGUUACAUAUACCCCCUUUCCAAGAUACGAAUAUUUCACGAGCCUCGUUUCGGUAUCAGAACUUCGUCGUUCUAAGGUCCUUAUCUACCCAGGGUAGUCCUCAUCUCGAAAGCCUAUUCCACAGUUCUUCCAGUGCCCCAUAUUUCACAACAAAUACUCAGGGGUAAGCCCCGUGCCCAC